AUGGGAGGCGUUGACAGCAAGGAGGUCGCCGAGUGGCAGCAGCAGUACCAGAUCCCGGCCGACCGCGUCGAGCAGGUGCUGGAGGGCUUCCAGAACUCUUGCGGCAAGGAGGGCCAAAUAACAAAGGAGAAGUUCGUGGCGACCAUGGCGCGCCUGAUGGGCAAUGCCGAGAAGGCCAAGGCCACGUUUGAGGCCUUCGACGUCGACGGUUCCGGUUCGAUUGACGUGCACGAGUACCUGAGCCUCAUGGGCGCCGUCUAUGGCAACAACGUGGACCAGAAGCUCGAAGCGUCGUUCAAGCUCUUCGACGAGAACAAGGACGGCCAGCUGUCCAGGGAGGAGCUCGAGCACAUGCUCACGCGCACUAUCUGCGUGUGGCUGUCGCAGAGGGCGAAGAAGAGGGUGACGGUCCUCCCGGCCGAGUACAAGACCAAGAUCGACACCACCCUCGACGAGAUCUUCAAGACCAUCGACACCGACGGCAAUGGAUUCCUCGACAAGGACGAGUUCAAGAAGGGCUUUGCUGAGCACCCCGAGGUGUGCUCCUUCUUCAAGCAGUUCUGA
Messenger RNA from Acanthamoeba castellanii str. Neff, 564 nucleotides. RefSeq names its product EF hand domain containing protein. Gene Ontology annotation, molecular function: calcium ion binding. The transcript is spliced from 7 exons. The coding region runs from base 1 to 564 and encodes 187 amino acids. The record is from RefSeq and is a predicted model, not a curated record. Lineage: Eukaryota; Discosea; Longamoebia; Acanthamoebidae.